AUGGACGCUCAGUACCCUUUUGCUUCGCGCGACGACAUCUGGCGCGUCUUUGAAGAGCUGAAGGAACUUCACGCUACGCAGUUUGAGCAGGCGGAGAGGAUCGCGAGACUGGAGAGACGGAGGGAUGAGGAUGCGAGGUUGAAGAGUGUUUGGGGUCCCUUGUCGCCAUUUCCUACUUCCGUCGGGAGUGCGAUCUCCACAGACCCCGUCUUUCAUUCCCCCGCCGACGCCUUCAAAGGGUUCGAUCAGGGUCAGCAUCACGGGAUGGUGAGCACGAUGGGCCUCGAGGCCGAAUACGAGCCGAGAAGAGGAACAUCGAGAGCGAAUAGCGUUCGAUUUGACGAAAGUGCGAUCCAUGGCUAUUAUGGACAAGCUAGCCGAUCCACCAGUGAGCUACCGUUAAGGACUGGUAGCGGCAUGGGAAGCCAUCCGCUUACUGAACGCUCGCUGUCCCAUCGGUCCGACGGUCGACAGAGCUCGUCGGGACACUCACAUCACUCUGCUCGCACGAACAGUCUAGGCCUGGAGACAACGAGCCGGAUGAUGAGUUCGUCCGUUGGUGGGUCUCCUCGGAUUCCGCCCCCUGGACUUUUCCUCCUUGGUCCCGUACCAUGUAUCAUUAGAUGUUGGCUCUCGACGAAUUUCUCGAACGACUCCCUUUUGUAUGCCGCUGUUUGCUCCGGGUCGUUCACGUCGUCGUUAGGAUAUCCCAUGAUUGAGAAGUUCGGUCUGGAAGACCUGGUGACACAAGAGGAUGGUGUCCGUUGCAUCAAGCUUCCGAUGUAUCUUCCGGAAGCUAGCCUUCAGCAAGCCUCGUCCCGCCCCAAUAGCCCAGCACCUCAGCUUCCCACCCUGACCAUCCGGUUUGUUGUUCGGGAUGUGGAACCCAACGAUCAUUCCAUCCAGAUCAUCUUGGGCAGCGACGUACUCCGCACUCACAAUGCCGACAUCCUUUUCUCUCAGGAUAAGAUUAUCAUGGUUGAUGAUGAAAGAAAUAAAAUUUCUAUCCCACUGGUUCGCCCUGAAGAUGACUCGGUGUUCAAAUCUCUUUGCACUGCGGCCGACGCCUCACGCUUUGCACCCUCGGCAAGGGUUCGUGAAAACGGACUGUCCGAUGUGAAUGGUCAUGCGGUCGGUGUCAUCGGGGAGGAGGGCAGCCGUUCCCGACGAUCUACCUCAGCUUCGACCUCCGUCAGGCCUUCAAUUGAGGAGCCCGAUGAGGACCGCAAAUCUCAACUGUCGGAGCCGCAUGGAAUCUCUGCUGUUCCUGAGCCCCAACAGGAACUGAGCAAGUCAACCGCGACGAUUGACUUCCAGCCCGGCGACAGUAAAUCCGAGACUGGCGGGGCCUGGAGCUCGUGGAGACGGGACAGCAAGCUGGACUCCGGGGCAUCUGGCGCGAGCAAGUCUUCUCGGGGUCGGACCAUGAAGGUUUUGCGGCCAACCAAGUCUUCGACUCGCGUCCUGACAUCGUCCAGCGGGGCAGGCGCUAAUGAACCGCCGGCGACCUCGGCAUCCCCUCAGCCCCCGUCCUCCCGAGCGUCUCCGGACGAGAGCCGUAUAGGGAAGCAGUGGGCGCCGAACCCCAUUGGCGGGGCGUCUGCGUUUGGAUGGCUCAAUUCCUCGCAGCCGCCGAAACGCGUUGUGACAACCCCUCGAUGA
Messenger RNA from Aspergillus clavatus NRRL 1, 1662 nucleotides. RefSeq lists its product as uncharacterized. The transcript has 2 exons. The record is from RefSeq and is a predicted model, not a curated record. Bases 1 to 1662 code for a protein of 553 amino acids. Lineage: Eukaryota; Fungi; Ascomycota; Eurotiomycetes; Eurotiales; Aspergillaceae.